CCCUGCUCCUAAUCAAACGCAUUUAUUCGCUGCAUAAUAUUAACAACUACACUCUAGAAGAAAUUUAACAACAACCUACUUGAAAUUUAUAAGGAAACUUUAUAGUUUACAUUUUGCUUACGUGUUGACAAAAUACGUUGAAAAAACACCAAGUUAUGACUAUAAUACAAGAGUGUUUUCAGUGACAAAUUAAGGCAACCGGACGUGAAUAAAGUUAUUAAUUAACACAGUUAUGAAUAAAAAACCGGCCAAGACUGGACCUAAGGUUCGUUUGACGAGAUCAUUGUCCAGGAACAAAAAAGUCGAAGAUACAGGGACUACGUUACACAGGCAGCUUGAAGACCGCAAGUAUAUAUACCAUUGCCAGUAUUGCCGAUUAAAAUUCACACAGAACAGUCAUUUCUUCCGCCACAUGACGUCUAAUCACGAAAUACAACAAAAAGAAGCCAAAUUCCAAUGCAAUGAAUGUCAAAUUGUAUUUUCAAAGAAGACUAACUUAGAUAUCCAUUGCCAAACGCACCAUCAAGCUAAAAGUAAGUCGAAAUGCGAGACCUGUGCUAUUACUUUUAAGUCACGUUACUGUUUACGGAGGCAUAUGAAGCUAAAACAAAUAUUGAUGGAAAAUUCAUGCUUGCAAUGUCAAAAAAAGUUUACAAGCAAGGAGAGGCUGGCGAAACACGUAUCAAAUAAGCAUAUGCUUAAAAAUGCUAUGUAUCAGUGUGUUAUGUGCUUAUUAAAGUUUAAGGCAAAGGAAUCUUUGCAAACACAUUUGAAUCGUAUACACAAGAGAUUAUGAUUGUGUAGAUAAUUUUUUUGUAAUUAUAUUUAUAGGCUGUUCCAAUCCAUUUCAAACAAAAUGUAAACAAACCUGUUUGGUUCAAAUUCUAAAGUAAUC
Hyposmocoma kahamanoa is the source of this 895-nucleotide messenger RNA. RefSeq names its product zinc finger protein 813-like. NCBI's taxonomy places the organism in Eukaryota, Metazoa, Arthropoda, Insecta, Lepidoptera, Cosmopterigidae. The transcript has a single exon. Bases 233 to 796 code for a protein of 187 amino acids. The record is from RefSeq and is a predicted model, not a curated record.